AUGUCCAAGGCGAUCGCAAUUAUUGCCGGAGCGGGUUCCGGAACCGGCAGUGCCGUCGCGCGUCGCUUUGCCCAAGUCUAUCCCGUGGUCCUCCUUUCACGCUCACAAGGGUCGCUAGACCCCUUGUUGAAAGAGAUCCGAGAAAGCGGCGGUUCCGCGACAGGAUUCCCCACCGACGUGACAAAUGCUUCGAGUAUGAAUGCGACCAUUGACCAAAUCAAGGCCAAAUUUGGAAGUGACAUUACGGUCGCGGCGGCGAUCUACAACGUCGCGAGCAAAUUCCUGAUGAAGCCUUUCCUGGAGCAAAGCCCCGAGGAUUUCUUUGGCAGCUUGGAGCCGUCAAACAGGGGUGCAUUCAAUUUCGCCCAAGCCACUUUACCCUUGAUGCUGAAUGGGGAUAAGGGGCAGUACCCACCCACGCUUAUCUUCACCGGUGCUACCGCUGCACUCAAGGGUGGCUCGGGACUUUCUGCGUUUGCGAUGAGUAAGUUUGGAACUCGCGCAUUGUCUCAGUCUCUGGCGCGGGAGUUUGGACCUAAGGGCGUUCAUGUUUCUCAUGCCAUUAUUGAUGGUAUCAUCAAUACGAUGAAGACCAAGGGUUACGGCCAGGAUAUUCCUGAUGCCAAAAUUGAUCCCGAGGGAAUUGCGGAUUCUUAUUGGUUCUUGCAUACCCAGCCCAGAAGUGCAUUCACGCAGGAGAUCGACCUCCGACCGUAUGUAGAGAAGUGGUAA
Penicillium odoratum is the source of this 732-nucleotide messenger RNA. RefSeq lists its product as uncharacterized. The record is from RefSeq and is a predicted model, not a curated record. The coding region runs from base 1 to 732 and encodes 243 amino acids. Lineage: Eukaryota; Fungi; Ascomycota; Eurotiomycetes; Eurotiales; Aspergillaceae. The transcript has 3 exons.